Messenger RNA from Centruroides sculpturatus (bark scorpion), 1840 nucleotides. Its product is annotated as acyl-coenzyme A synthetase ACSM3, mitochondrial-like. Gene Ontology annotation, biological process: fatty acid biosynthetic process; acyl-CoA metabolic process. The transcript is spliced from 16 exons. Lineage: Eukaryota; Metazoa; Arthropoda; Arachnida; Scorpiones; Buthidae. Bases 13 to 1746 code for a protein of 577 amino acids. Gene Ontology annotation, cellular component: mitochondrial matrix. The record is from RefSeq and is a predicted model, not a curated record. Gene Ontology annotation, molecular function: fatty acid ligase activity; fatty-acyl-CoA synthase activity.
UUCUACAUUGAGAUGGCUUCUUUUUUUAAUUCAUUAAGGAAAGUAAGUUUACAUUUGAAAAGUUAUAAUUUUACAACAUCGAAAUUAUUCAGUUGCGGUAUAACAAAACUCGAAGAACGAUGGAACGAAAAUAAAGAGAUUCCCGAAUAUUUUAAUUUUUUUGAAGAUGCUGUGAAAUAUUGGGCAUUGAAAGAAAAUAAUUUAGAAAGAAAAGGACCGCCUGCAUUUUGGUAUGUAGAUAAAAAUGACAAUAAUAUAAAAUGGAGUUUUCACGAACUCGUUCUACAGACAGAAAAAGCAGCUAACGUUCUAAGAUCAUGCGGACUAAACAGAAAUCAUAAAAUAAUCAUUAUUCUGCCGAAGAUACCCGAAUGGUGGUUAAUCGUUUUAGCAUCUCUUCAAUUAGGAAUUGUGUUAUCUCCAGGAACUACCCAACUAAGGAGCAAAGAUAUUCUUUACAGAAUUAAUAGCAUUAAAGCUAAUUGUAUAGUUGCAGAUUUAGAGACAUCGGAAAGAGUUGACCAGAUUGUUAAAGAUUGCCCUUCAUUAACUACUAAAAUUCUUUGCACUGAAAAGGAUAAAGUGAAAGAUGGUUGGAUCCACUUUAAGACGGAACAUGAAAGUUCGCCCCGUUUGGAAGAGUGUGUUAAGACCAAAACGAACGAUCCCAUGAUUAUAUAUUUUACAAGUGGUACUAGUGGAAAUCCAAAAGCUGUACAGCAUACGUACGAAAAUGCUUUUUCGAUAUGCAUAAGUCGACGAUAUUAUGUGGAUUUUCAAUCGAAUUCUUUGUCUUGGAUCUUAACGGAUAAUGGAUGGUCAAAGACAAUUUGGGUCUCCGUAUUCUUAACCUGGUCAAUCGGUGCUGGAAAUUUCAUUUAUAAUUCUUUGCGCUUCGAUGCAAAACAAUGUUUAAAUAUUUUACAACGUUAUCCAAUAACAAAUUUAUGCGCACCUCCAACUGCUUACAAGUUCUUCCUCAAAGAAAAUUUAGAGAAAUAUAAAUUUCCCCAUCUGAAAUCAUGCACGAGUGGCGGAGAAAGCUUGACAAAAGAUUUAUUUACAACGUGGAAAGAGAAAACUGGAGUGAUGAUAUAUGAAGGAUACGCACAAACAGAGACACCAUUGCUGUGUUCGGAUCUUCAUUGCAAACAGAAAAAACCGGGAUCAGUGGGUUUACCACCGCCAUUUCUUCAGUUAGAUAUAAUAAAUGAAAAAUACGAAAAAGUGGAACCUUUCCAAGAAGGAGAAAUCGCUGUAAAAGUAAAACCAAAUUAUCCUAUUGGACUGUUUAAAGAAUAUUUGAAUAAUCCAGAAAAAACAAAAGAGGUAUUUAAAAAUGGCUACUAUCUUACCGGCGAUCGGGGAUAUAAAGAUAACGACGGUUAUCUUUGGUUCAUCGGCCGUAAUGAUGAUAUAAUUAGUUCUUCCGGCUAUAGAAUUGGACCUUUCGAAGUAGAAAGUGCUCUUCAAGAACAUCCUGCUGUAAAAGAAUGUGCUGUUGUGGGAAGUCCAGAUCCUUUAAGAGGAGAAGUAGUUAAAGCUUUCAUAAUACUAACUGAGAAAUAUAAUGACGCUGAUAAAGAAGAAUUGAUAAUACAGUUACAAGAUCACGUUAAAAAUAUUACUUCUCCUUAUAAAUAUCCUAGAAAAAUUGAAUUUGUAGAAGAUUUGCCAAGAACGAUAAGUGGAAAAGUACAAAGAUUCAAAUUACGAUUAAAAGAAAGAGAGGAAAAUAAGUUAUAAUAGCAUAAUAAACUUUAUUUCUUUACUUUUUUGCCAAUUGGAUGGUUUUUAGUAAUUAACUUGCACUUUGAAAUAUUUUUAGGAAAUAAAAUUA